Molecule: messenger RNA, 291 nt
Organism: Penicillium canariense
Lineage: Eukaryota; Fungi; Ascomycota; Eurotiomycetes; Eurotiales; Aspergillaceae
Exons: 2
Coding region: 1-291 (96 amino acids)
Source: RefSeq, a predicted model, not a curated record
AUGGUGACGGCGGCAGAGCCGCGAAGGCAGAAUCGGAAUGAGGAUCGGCAAGCCGAGCCGCUUGGCGCCGAAGAUUCGGUCAAUGAUAGCUUCUCGACCAUCCGAGAGCAGGGGCUUGGUACUGGUGUUCGAGUCAACGACGAUGGAAGGCUGGACAUCAAGUUUCGAGAACAAAAGCCCUGGUUUACUACCCUCAUGAAACAUGUUCAAGAACCUCCACAGCCUAUCGCUGAACAGCAAGAACAACCCACCAGUGUUCCCAGAGGUGAUAUCAAAUUUCCUUGGGCCUGA